Molecule: messenger RNA, 2410 nt
Organism: Camponotus floridanus (Florida carpenter ant)
Lineage: Eukaryota; Metazoa; Arthropoda; Insecta; Hymenoptera; Formicidae
Gene: OstDelta
Product: dolichyl-diphosphooligosaccharide--protein glycosyltransferase subunit 2
Exons: 11
Coding region: 68-2023 (651 amino acids)
Biological process (GO): protein N-linked glycosylation
Cellular component (GO): membrane; oligosaccharyltransferase complex
Source: RefSeq, a predicted model, not a curated record
AUGGAGGCAGGGCCAUCUUGUUCGGGUGUCCGACGUGGCGACCGGAUCAGGCGAUCCGCGAUUCGACAUGACUCUAACUACUGUACUAUUAUUAUUAGUGGCGUUAUGUGCUCACUCUGCAUUUUCGGAAGUCUUGCAGUCGACAAAUUCGUAUUUGUCAGUGGCUGAUAGAGUACGCUUGAAGAGCAUACUUGAACCAGGAUUUCAGCUAAAAGAUGUUCCCACUGUAUACUAUGCUGCCAGUGGAUACAAGCUUCUUGGAGAGGCUAUACCAAAAGCAGAUGCCAUCUGCAAAUUUUUAAUAAAAUCCAAUGGGGACAAUAUUACUCCUGAAACAGCAUUUUAUCUUGCCUCUACAUGGAAAGCUAUUGGAAACUGUCAAGAGUUUUCCACAAAUAUUGCGACGAAGGUAUUAACAAAUGUCGUACAGAAGGACACUUCCACUCUCUCUGAUCUGUAUUAUGCAGUGAACGGCUUAACAGCUUUAUCACAAAAGGUACCUGCUGCCAGAAUCGAUAAGCUAGUAAAAUUAAUACAAGCAGCUUUACGGAAGGAUGACAGUCUGUGGAACUUGGGAUACACGUUCCAUAUUGCUGCGGACAUAGGCGCUCCAGCUGCGUUUGCUUUUGAUCGUAUUGAGGAUGCUGUGGUACAGGCUGAUGAAGUGGAUGGCCAGUACUUGCAGUUUGAAGGCGGUCUUUCUAUCACGAGUUUUCUUGUCAAUGGUAUUUUUAAAUUGUCAACUUCAUUGAAGAAAAAGCCGCCACUAAACUUCCAACAAACAGUCAAACUGGGCAAUUAUCUUCUCUCGCGACGUUCUGUGCAAACCACGAAAGGAGCUACAAACCUAUUGUCCGCUUUAACCACUUUGGCAGUCGACAGUUCCGAGAAACCAGUUUGCAUAACUUUGGCCGAUGGAGGAAUUAUCUCUAAUCAACAACCAUUGGUCACAGUUAAGGUUUGCGAUAUUCUUGGUCAGACACUGCCAACUGUGCCUAAGGUUGUUGCAAAUUCCGCCACGAGAGUAGGAGACGACGUUGUUAUUCUUAGCAAUGAGAAUUUGCAAUCGUCUACAACCGACAAGACUCUGUUCACGAUGAAUUUGAUGAAUGUGAAACCCGAUCGCGGUUUUUACAAGAUAUCAAUAACCGCGGCCUCCGUCUCGAAUACGAUUACGGUAAAGGUCUUGUCCGAGGCAGUACUAGACUACCUGGAAAUUGGAACCGGUGAUGCUGAUCAAACCACUCAGCCAAAACUUAUAAGAAUAAAUACAGAGUCUCCCUCGGGCAAACUCGAGCAUAAAAUAGAAGCUGAUUCUCAGCAGAAACUAGUCAUGCGCUUCUUGUUGCGCGACUUCGCGAAUAAGAAACCGAUGCGCGUACAUCAGGCCUUCGUACGCCUCACAUCCGUUUCCGCAUCCACUAGUGAUAAGCAAGGUCACGAAAUCUUUUUCGUCGCCGAACCUGAUGCUGCUCACGUUUAUAAAUUCGACAUGCCGGUUGGGACGGCAGCGGCAAAUUUCGGUCACCAGAGUGGAGACUAUAACAUGGAACUGAUCGUCGGCGAUGCCGUGAUUAGUAAUCCGUUCCGAUUCAACAUCGGUGCGGUUACUUUGAAAUUCCCCGAGUUGUCGUCGGUGGAGGGUGCCGAUAAGAGCGCCUUUUACAAGGAAAAAGACAUGUAUACUACUAAACCGGAAAUAAAGCACAUGUUCCGCGAGCCCGAACGCAGACCACCAGCAUUCGUGUCGAACUUGUUUUCGGGCUUGUGCUUGGCGCCAGUUCUGCUAUUAUUGAUUUUGUGGGCUCGACUCGGUAUCAAUAUUUCAAACUUUCCCUUAUCUCUCAGUGCGAUUACAUUCCAUCUUGGAUUAGGAGGGAUCUUUGUGUUGUUUGGCAUUUUCUGGCUGAAGCUCAAUAUGUUUGUCACGCUGCGAUAUUUGCUGGGCUUUGGCAUUGUUACAUUCCUCGCUGGAAAUAAGAUGCUAUCUCAGAUAGCGCACAGGCAUAAAUCGUUACGUUAAUUUAUGAAUUUUGAAUAUAUAUCUGAAUGUUUGCAGUUGCAGUUUAAAGUGCAUAAUAAAUAUAAGACUGCCAUCAGCAAGCUCCAAACAGCUCCAAUCAAGUUCGUUGAACUGGCGAAAGCAUCGAGCUGUUUCACUUGUCAUAGAUGUACAUAAUUCAUAAAAUAUGUAUAAUUUUAUUACCUGUAAUUUCUUUAACAUGAAUUUGGAUGGCUCUUUAUGUUUAAUUAUAAUUGAGUUUCGCGUCAGUUCUAAGAAUUACAAAUCAAUAUCUAUUAAUAAUGUUAGACAAGGAGAUAAAAAUGAUGUAAAACUCAUUGAAUGUGCACCUACGAUAAAAGAAAGUGGCAGAUAUAUAAUUUGUUUGUCACAAUUGAAAGUCAUUAA